GUAAAUACAACUGCUUUAAAAUGGAUAAAUCAAAUACAUAUGACUGGAAAUAAGGUGCCAGCGAGAAUAAGACUUCUAUUAUGGAUCCAGGGGUUUCCUUCCCAGGGUACCAAGGGCUUUCCAUCCUCCACGCAGAAUAGAAGACAAGUUCCCACGCAUUGUGGAGGUCCGCUCUGCCUCGUGCAUCACAGACUACUCCUCCUCCUCCGGGUACAAAUAAAGAAUAAAAUUAAAGCUUGCGUUUUGGUGACAGGCACCAUGCGCAAUGACUGAGUCUGUGCUCGGAUCCAAGUGCAGCACAGAAAUUUAGUCCGCAUCAUUCCCUGACAGCUCCCCGAGAGAGAGGAGGGAGAGAAGCAGUGCUGGAUUCUCAGACUGUGUGACAGCACAGCAUGACAGACACAGUGAUGAGCAGCAGCUCAGAUCGCUGGGGGUCCAACGACAGGCAGAGAGGCAUGCAUGGCAGUGAUAAAGAGCAGGGUACCUGGAGUAUGCAGCAGGGCCCUGGUCCUGGUCCAGACCUGACAGAUGAAGAGAAAGAAAUCAUAAACAGCGUGAUCGCCCGGGCUGAAAAAAUGGAGGCAAUGGAGCAGGAAAGAAUUGGGCGCUUAAUAAACCGCGUAGAAGACAUGAAGAAGACUGUGGUUGGGGACGGGCUGUCCCGCUGUCUGCUUUGUGGAGAGCAGCUGGGCUCACCUGGGGUCAGCUCUGUGGUGUGUGAGGACUGCAAAAAGAACAUGUGUACCAAGUGUGGUACACAGUGUAGCAGUAAACCACGCGCUGUGUGGCUAUGCAAGAUCUGCAGAGAACAGCGAGAGGUGUGGAAGAGGUCUGGUGCCUGGUUCUUCAAAGGCUUCCCCAAGCAUUUCCUGCCAUCACCCAUGCCCUUAUCUAAACCAAAAGAGACAAGAACCAAAACGGUGGCAGAGCCCCAGGAGCCACCAGCCGCUGCAACCCAGGAGGCAACAAGACAACCACAACCACCAAGUCAGAGACAGACUCAAGCUCCAGCCCCUGAGCAGCCAGCACCAGGACCGGAGCCACAAGGCCGAGCUGGUUACCCACCUGUGGCCCCUAAACCAUCAGUUGUGCGCAUGGCAGCAGGUGGGGUCGGCCCUGAAGAAGCAGGACAGGGCAGCCCAGUGGUGAUGAAAAAGAUGGUACCUGUGCAGAGCUCCAGACCUCAGCCUGCUGCAUCAGCUAGUCCGGCCCAGCAGGGUCCAGUGGCAGGAGAUGGAGGGGCCUACUUCUCUGGUGCAGCUCCUCAAGAGCAGAGAGCGCCCCCUGCAGUAAGAGAUGACAGGAGGCAGGCCGCCGCCUACAGUGCUCCUCCUGCACGGCAGCAGCCUCCCCCAGCUGAGGAGGAGGAGGAGGCAAACGACUACGACUCUGAUGAAGCCACUACUCUGGGUUCUCUGGAGUUCAGUCUGCUGUAUGAACAGGAGAGUAACAGCCUCAUCUGUAGCAUCAUCAAAGCAAAGGGACUGAAACCCAUGGAUUCAAAUGGACUGGCAGAUCCUUAUGUCAAGCUUCAUCUGCUGCCGGGGGCUAGUAAGUCUAACAAGCUGCGCACAAAGACUCUAAGAAACACCCGCAACCCUAUGUGGAAUGAGACGCUCACCUACCACGGUCUGACGGAUGAGGACAUGCAGCGUAAAACCCUCAGGCUCUCUGUCUGUGAUGAAGACAAGUUUGGGCAUAAUGAGUUUAUUGGGGAAACCCGAGUGGCGUUGAAGAAACUGAAGAUGAACCAGAAGAAAAACUUCAACGUGUGUCUCGAGAGAGUAGUCCCAACGAAGAGGACUGCAACAGCCGGUGCAGCCAGAGGCAUCGCUCUCUACGAGGAUGAGCCAGGGAAGGAGGGAGGAGAGGUGGAGGAGCGUGGUCGGAUUCUGAUGUCCCUCAUGUACAGCACCCAGACCAACCGUCUCAUCGUGGGUGUCGUGCGCUGCGUUCAUCUAGCUGCCAUGGAUGCUAACGGCUACUCAGACCCCUAUGUUAAAAUAUGUUUGAAACCUGACAUGGGGAAGAAGGGAAAGUGCAAAACACAAAUCAAGAAGAGGACUCUUAACCCAGAAUUUAACGAGGAAUUCAGCUAUGACAUCAAACACAGCGAACUGGCCAAGAAGACCUUAGACAUCUCUGUGUGGGAUUAUGAUAUUGGAAAGUCAAACGACUACAUCGGUGGCUGUCAGCUGGGUAUCACUGCCAAGGGAGAGCGGCUGAAACACUGGUACGAAUGCCUGAAGAACAAGGACAAGAAGAUUGAGCGCUGGCACACCCUGUAUAACGAGAAUCACACUGCUAGUGAUUAACCACACAUACACAGCAUGAGCUAACACCUCUCCUACCUACUUAGUUUGUAUUCUUUAAGACACUUUUCUUCUGUUUCAAUGAUUCUUCCACAUAGGUUUACUCCCUUCUUUUCUUUCCUCUUACUAGUGGUUUCUCUGCCUGUGCUUAUACUUAAUCUGCCUCCCAAACAAAUCACAGUAUAAAAGAAAUAGGAAUUUCACAAAGAGAUCUGUCAAUGUCAAGAGCUGCACAUGGACCAUCAUGCCUGUGGGUGAUGCUGUGCUUAGUGCCGACCUUGACACAUUCUUUGCUUAAGAAAUUAAAUAAUUGCACUGGCACAGAGCAAGAAUAGCAAUAUGUUAUGGCAUAUAAGGUCAAACCAACAUUUAAAGUCAUGAAAACUUCGAUUGAGCUCAUGCUUACAUUUUACUAUAUUGUCAGGGUACUUCUUUUCUUUUUUUAUCUGUCACGUGGUGACAUCAUGCUGUAGUGUAACACUUGAAAUACGCAUGCCAACUCACAGAUGUAAGGAAACAUGCAGCUGCACCUUCAAAUAUUUCACCUGUGCCCACCGUCCUCAGCAUUUUGUAUAUUCCCAUGAAGAAAUGUUUACAUACUGAUACAUUGCUCAGGUUAGGAUAGACAUCUUAUAUACAGAUGAAUCAUAAGUCAGUGGACCAUGAGCUAGAUGAUUCUUUCAUCAGUUGUUGUUAAUUUGUGUUUUGAAAUUAUAGCACACUUCGUUAAACAUUUGAAAAUUUAUGUAUGCUUCAGUCAAGCUGGGAAUCUUGAUUUGUAGAGAGUAUUUAUUGUGAUUGAGAAGCUAAAAGUGAACUUUUUUUCUUAAUCAUGGUGAGAAUCGGCAGGUAAAAGGUGUUUCCUCCUGCUACCUCUGCUCUUUUGAAGCUCGCAGUUCACUCUGACACCUCAGAGGUUUUCUACUGCAGUGUUUACAUAGAACGCACAUGGUCAGGUCUCUUACAGAAUCCCCCUUUCCAAUGAAAAAAGGCGGUACAGGUUAUGUCGUAGGUAUGUGCAGCUUUACCUGCAUGCACUGUGCUCGUGACUCUGGUGUGCCUGGGACAGCCGUGACCUGCUUUCACCCCCAAUCGCACCAUAUUGCACAAAGCAGGGCUCUUACUCCUGUGCCACGCCCCAAUCAUACGAGGCUUUAGUGUGUGUUAGUGUAUUAAUCAGCAAAGGAAGGAAAGCACACCUUACAAAGAGGAAUGACCUCAAUUUAUACAGCUGUUUGCAAGUUAUUCCAAGGUCAGAAUAAAGACAAAAACAAAAAUCCUAUGCAUGAAAUGUCUUGUGGUUCAAGAUAUAUAUUCUUUGUAAGAAAUUAAUGCUAUUGUAAUUCAUUAAUGUUUACACUCUUGCCCAUAACAUUCCUGUUAAUAGGCCAUAUACAAGAGGUCAUAUUCUGCAUGACUAUGGUGACUAUGGUGUAAUCUGAAUCGACUGCAUCCACAGGAUUUACUGAUAUCAACUGAGCACAUCAAUAAAAGACUUCAGCCAAACGUAUGAGUAGCAGACGUCGAGAUAAAUCUCACUCUUUGAAUGACUUUCUGUACAUACACAUUCAACUCUCUUAAGUGUCUUGUUUACUCUGCACAGCUUCUACACCCGCCCUGUGGCAGUGAUUCAAACACCCACCAGUAGCAUCAUGCACACGUCCCAUGUUGUGCUACUGCUGCAGUGAUCAUCAGACGAUGAUAACCAAUAGAUUUUUUAACAGGCUUCUGUCUGAGCUAAACUCACAGCUGUCUUCUACUUGAUUCUGCCAGUUCAGUGGAAUGUUUCUU
Cheilinus undulatus (humphead wrasse) is the source of this 4103-nucleotide messenger RNA. RefSeq names its product rabphilin-3A-like. The transcript is spliced from 20 exons. Gene Ontology annotation, biological process: intracellular protein transport. Gene Ontology annotation, cellular component: membrane. The record is from RefSeq and is a predicted model, not a curated record. Gene Ontology annotation, molecular function: small GTPase binding. The coding region runs from base 393 to 2315 and encodes 640 amino acids. NCBI's taxonomy places the organism in Eukaryota, Metazoa, Chordata, Actinopteri, Labriformes, Labridae.